Messenger RNA from Vespula pensylvanica (western yellowjacket), 1778 nucleotides. It is a transcript of the gene Txl, whose product is annotated as thioredoxin-like protein 1. Lineage: Eukaryota; Metazoa; Arthropoda; Insecta; Hymenoptera; Vespidae. The record is from RefSeq and is a predicted model, not a curated record. The coding region runs from base 127 to 795 and encodes 222 amino acids. The transcript has 4 exons.
AUCCACCUCGGUACAUCGUUAAGAAAGAUCCUGAAACUGCCAGUCAUCCGAUAAUUUGAACUCGUACUCUUGUGAAUUUCUCAUUUAUUAACGUUAUAGAAAAUCAUUGAAAAAAGAAAAUAUAAAAUGGGAGCUGUACGUAUAAUUGAAAAUGAAAGUCAAUUUUAUCACGAAAUGUCUACAAUGGGUACAAAAUUGGUAAUUGUAGACUUUACAGCUACGUGGUGUGGACCAUGCCAAAGAAUUGCACCAAUAUUUGAGCAAUUCUCAUUAAAAUAUCCUAAUGCGAUAUUUCUUAAAGUAGAUGUAGAUAAAUGUGCAGAAGUUGCAGCCAUCCAAGGUGUCAGUGUAAUGCCUACUUUUAUUUUCUAUCGCAACCGAACAAAAUUGGGUUUUUGCCAAGGAGCAGAUCCAGCUGGACUUGAAUCAAAAAUACAACAAUAUUAUGGCAAUGGUGAUACUGAAGAUUCUGAGGGUUCAGUUACUGGACAUAUGGAUCUAAACACGUUUAUUGCAAAAACACAAUGUGAAUGUUUAAAUGAAUCGGAUGACCACAACUUUGUGCAAUGCUUAACAACUGAUGAUGGAUAUCUAGAGAGUGAUUGCGACGAACAAUUAAUAUUAUCCAUUACUUUUACCCAAGCUGUCAAAGUACAUUCCCUAAAAAUCAAAGCACCGUCAGAUUCAGGACCAAAAAGUAUUAAACUCUUUAUCAAUCAACCUAGAACCAUAGAUUUUGAUAUGGCAGACUCCAAUACUAGCGUCCAAGAUCUUACGUUGAACAAGUUUGGAUAAUAAUCGAAAUAAUAAUGCCAACACAUCAAGAUUAUCAGCACUACGUAGAAAAACAGGCAAACAUAAUGGACGAAGUAGACCCCAAAUUCGUAUAAUAACGAGAAGUUCUCUUACUGUAUUAAGUGCCUUAUGAUCUUUGAGUAAUUCAUACUAUAUAAAAACACAUCAUAAAAUUAUACUGUAUAAAAGAACUUUUAAAGUAAAUAAUAAGAUUAGAUAAUAUUGUAGAUACUAACACCACCACUUUUCAUUUGCAUUCGUUGCUCGGGAAGUCGAGCUAGAAGAUUUAAUGCUAAAUCUGCAACCCAUUGAAUCAAUUGUUGUAAUGACUGCAAUGUACUUGGUUCAACUGUAAAUUCCUUUGGAUCAAGAUGUAAAAGUACCUGAAAUAACGGAAUAUAUCUUAUUAAUUUAUAUAUUAUAAAAAUGUUAUCAAUUUAAUAUAUAACACAAAAUACCUUAUCGACAUCGCUAAUAGGUUCUGUAAUAACCGCUGCCAAACUUUCAGCAGGUCCCUUGUCAUGAGAUAUUAAAUCCGACGGCCUUAAUAAUGAUUUAAAAGCAGUUGCCACUGAAUGUAUCAUAAGUAAAGAGGAUAAAUCAGCGGCUCUAUUUUGACCUGAUACUAACAUUCUGUAAACAAAUAUUGAUAACUAAUUUUUUGUUUGUAUUACCAUAAGAUACUAUAGAAUUAUUAUUUUUUAUUAUUUAAUAUAUACCUGUACAAAGAUGUUUUGAUGCAGAGAAAUUGCACAUAAAGAUAUUGUUGUAUAGGUUGCGUUUGCCUCGUAUAAGAUGCGUCUAAUCGCUCGCACAAUGUCUCUAUCAUCGAGGCUCUUAAACACAAAAGUACAUCCAACCAAUCUAAACCAGUAACUAAGCAAUAUUCGAGCAAUGUACAAGCAUAACCUAGUGUUAAUGAUGGUCCUGCAAACAUAUAUUUUACAAUAAAAAUUAUUCUCGUAUAGUAUACUUCAGAAAAA